AUGUUGUGGUGGCAGCAGCAGGAGGUGCCAGACGGCGUCCCCACGAUGGUGCCGUCCGUCACCCGAGAUGCUGCUUGGAUGGCAAUUUUGGCACACUCCUGCAUUGGCAGUCUUUUGGAAUGUGGGUUCACGAGCCCAUUUAAGGUUCACGUCAUUUACGGGUGGCACAGCUGCGCCUACCUCCUCCAGGGGGAGGAGAAGACGUACUGGUAUCACGAGAGGGGGCAGGUGACAAGCCCGACGACGCCCGUCUUGUGGGAUGAUGUCGAACCGCCGCCUGAUCUUCAAGCUCAAAUGGAGCUGGACCAGGGGCAGCGGCGGCUUUGGCACGUCUACAAGACCCAGUACGAUAAGAGCCUGGCCUUCUGGUUCGACAUGCAGACUGGGUUGCGGCUCUCCUACAGCAGCCUCGAAGAGGCCUUCGAGAGGAAGAAGCUGGAGUUGAGCCAGAAGGCGAGGCAGGAGGCGGCGAAGAAGCGGAG
Messenger RNA from Symbiodinium sp. CCMP2456, 482 nucleotides. The record is from the annotation of a GenBank genome assembly. NCBI's taxonomy places the organism in Eukaryota, Dinophyceae, Suessiales, Symbiodiniaceae.